Messenger RNA from Hibiscus syriacus, 692 nucleotides. Its product is annotated as mucin-1-like. The transcript has 2 exons. Lineage: Eukaryota; Viridiplantae; Streptophyta; Magnoliopsida; Malvales; Malvaceae. The coding region runs from base 6 to 491 and encodes 161 amino acids. The record is from RefSeq and is a predicted model, not a curated record.
CAAGCAUGCAAACAGAAGCACCACCUUCCACAGCACUAAAUACUACACCAGGAAAGCCAAUAAGAGCAUCAUCUCUAGCUGCAAUACUAAGCACACAAACUAGCGCACCACCUUCUGAUACACCAGAUUCUACAUCAGGCAAGCCAAUAGGAGCCCAACAUGUCGGUGCACCAGCUGCAAAACAAGAUAAGUCAAUAGAAGCACCACCUUCUGCUACACCAGAUGCAUCACCAGGCACGCAAAUAGGAACAUCACCUCUCAAUGCACCAGCUGCAACACCAGGAAUGCCUAUUGGAGCAUCAUCUCCCGAUGCAUCAACUGCAACAUCAGGUACACCAAUAGGAGCACCAUGUCCUGGUGCACCGACUGCAACAUCAGGCAAACCUAUAGGAUCAUCACCUCCUGGUGCAACGGCUGCAACAUCAGGCAAACCUAUAGGAUCAUCACCUCCUGGUGCAACGGCUGCAACAACAGGUACACCUAUAGGCUAAGCGUGUCCUGGUGCACCUGCUGCAACAUCAGGUACAUCAAUCGCAGCACCACCUGUUGAUGCAUCAACUGCAACACCAGGAACACUAAUAGGAGCACCACCACCUAUAUCAAAAGCAAGUGAACCUGUUUCGGGUGAUAAAGUUCCUAAUACCACAUCCGGGAGAAACCAACAUAUGAUUGCUUCAGUAGAAAGCAAUCCA